Molecule: messenger RNA, 6315 nt
Organism: Drosophila gunungcola (fruit fly)
Lineage: Eukaryota; Metazoa; Arthropoda; Insecta; Diptera; Drosophilidae
Gene: Src42A
Biological process (GO): innate immune response; cell differentiation; protein phosphorylation
Cellular component (GO): extrinsic component of cytoplasmic side of plasma membrane
Molecular function (GO): signaling receptor binding; ATP binding; non-membrane spanning protein tyrosine kinase activity
Source: RefSeq, a predicted model, not a curated record
UUGUCUGCGAAGCGGUGCACAAAACGGACGUGUAAACGGAAGCCGCGCGAAAACGGUUCGGAAAUCGGAAUUGCGCCUGUACACGACAGCGCAGCAGGCAGCACAUAGGAAAUCGAAUUGAAUUUAAAUCGAAUCGGAAUCCGAUUCCGAAUCGGCUAAAGCUCAACGACAGCGCGCUAACAAAUUGUGUUUCGUUCACAAGCCAACGGAUUAUCCACUAUCCAGCUAUAACACUAUCUAAAAACUCGCUGCACGCUGCGGCGCAUGCGCGACCUGUCUGUGUUGGUGGCAUACUUCUAAUAACAACCAGUGUUUCCUUUGUUCAAAAGUGCCUUGACUAGAGCAGCAGCAACAGCAGCAGCCCCACUUUGAUAUGGCUAAGUGGCAACGAGAGCAGCAGCAGUAGCAGCAAAACUGGAAAAGCCGCUAAAACCAGCAGUACCAGUCCAGAGGAAGCCAUCAUCAUGACGGCCAUGCCCGUGGUAUGGUGCACCGAUCCCAAUUCGGUGAACAACAAGCCCACGGCCUUCGCCCUGCACGGAAUCCAGCUGCAGGGCAAUGUUACCCAGAAGCAGGUCCACGCCCUCCGCGAGCUGGUAAACGCCGCCGCCGAGGGUCGCCUCAUCCUGCCCUCGGACGGCACCUUCACGCUGCUGGACAGCGGGCUCAGCAUCGAGAGCUCAAUCGUGGAGCAGGAGUCGGGCAGCUCGAUGCCCUCAGGUGCCAAUGGUGAGCCAGGUCAGCUGGCCCAGGCGAAGAGUGCCAAGAACACGUACAUCCUGAUGCCUGUGAGCAAGGCGGAGGGUUCUUCGAGGCAGGGAGGAGCAGCAGGAGGAGCAGGACCAUCGGGACAGGCGAUUGCAGCCGCUGCCGCCCAACUGGAGUUCCUGCUGGAGCCCAAGUACUCGCCCACGCCCCCCGAGGCCCACUCAGAUGAGGAGGCCAAUGCGGAGGAGGGUGAGGGUGGAGGAACAGAAGAGAUUCUGUACGAGUUCCUGUGCUGCGCCAAGUGCAUGAACGAGCAGCGCACUGGACCCACAUGCGCCGGGCGUCGCCUGCAGCGCUACUUGAGGACCUGCAGCAGUGGAAGUGGUGGCACCAGUGUCGGUGCCAGCGGCAGAAGCAGCGACUACGAGCCGGUCAACGACCCGGCUACGUGGCAACUGCAACUGGAUCCUGUCAGCAGCAUUGCCAGCAAGUACGCCCGCCGACAGCAGCGUCACAGGCAGCACGGCACCGUCUCCAUGGGCAUUGCACGUAAUCGCAGCCAUCGCCAUCACAAAUUACCCAUGCACAGUGUUAAAAUCUUUCAUAAUCGCAGCACUUACACGCCAGCAACUGCAACUACAGUGGCUACAGCAACAGGAGCGAUGCCAAUCGCUGUGGGCGGAGGCCGAGUGGUGUCGUCAGUACCGAUGACGCUGCCGAUUCCCAGUCCGAUUCCAAUUCCGAUUCCGAGCUCGAAUCCGAACCCAAAUCCGAAUUCCAAGCCCAGUCCAGCGAAUAGAGCGAGCGUUGGCAGUGAAGCGUUUAGUUUGUUAGCGACAGCGGCGCGAUCUACAUCUACAUCGGUGACAGAAACAACGACAUUGCUGUCUCAUCUGCCCCUCUACGCUGUGGUAAAUAAGAAUCGCGACUUGGCGAGCGGUGCCAAGACUGAGACUGAGUUAUCCGCAACAGCCAUGCUGGCCGUGGUGCCCGAGGAACCGUCGUCGUCACCAUCGUCGUCGUCGUCGUCAUCGUCGUCGCCACCAUCCACCAUAGAUGGACGCGAUCUGAUCAGCUUCGACGACGACCAGGCGCAAGUGGGUGUUGAGGCGGCCCCCACUGCUGUGGACCUGCUGAGCGCCCCCAACGAGGAGGACAUCCUGCUGGCCCUGCUGGAGACGCCGCCCGCCACUCCGCCCAAGCCCUGCUCGCCGGGCAGCAACAGCUCGAGCCGGAAGACCAGCUUCGACUCCACCAGCACCCUCAGCUCCAUGGACUCUGGCUUCAUGGAGAUGCAGAACAAACUGGAGGCCCUGGCAGCAGCAGCGGCGGCGGCUGUGGCUGUGGCAGUGGCCACAUCUUCUGGCUCUGGCGAAGCAACAGCAGCAACAUCGUCGUUGCCGAGUGGCGAGAAAAUCGAGCGACGCAACUACAAGGAAUGUCUGACGCAGUCGCGGAAUCGCCGAAAAUCCUACGAGGAGUUCAAAGCCAUGUUCGUUGAGGAGGCAACAGGGCCGAUGGCCAUGCCACCGACGGUGGCAACAGCGGCGGAUGACGCAACAGCAACAUCAGCAACAGCCAGCAGCAACACUGUGAUCCCACUUUCCUCCAUUUCAGAACAAGAAACCACAGGCAGCAAACCGGAUUGCGUAAACGAGUUUGCUGCCGCCGCCGCCGCCGCCAGUGCCGAUGAAAUGGAUACCGGCGACGGUGACAGCGAUGGUGAAAAAGGCGCUGCUGCCGAAGGCGAUCUAACAGCAACAACAACCGCAGCAGUAACAACACCUUUAGUCAGCAGCACCACCACAGAGGCGAUGCGAAAGAAUUCGGAUUUUCUAUCGCAGAUUCUCGAUCAUCAAUUUGCGGCCAAGGAGCGAGCCAAGGCGCACAAGCGUCGCACUUCGUACGAGGAAUUUAAGCGUCUGGUUAACGAAAUUGAGCCGCUGGAAUGCCCGGACACCCCGCCACUCGCCUCAUCUGUGGUCGCACCCACAGCAGCCGCAGCAUCAGCCGCAUUAGCAGCCGCAUCAGCAGCGGUAGCAACAUCGCCGCUAAAGCGUCAGAAUUCGCGGCAGCGUAAGAGCUUCGCCAGCUACUUUCUGCCGCGCCGGCACUCGACCAAAGAACAAAAGACUGACAAGGAGAAUGUACCGUCGCAGGAGCAGCAACAGCAGCAUCAGUUGGCGCUGUACAACAAGUUGCCAUCCUCUCGAGGCAGCGAUAGCUCCAGCACCCAAUGCAGACGCAAUUUCAAGAUCUACGACAAGUUGGUGUACGGCACCAUCUAUGACAUUAUCCAGCGCAAGAACGACAUCUACCAGAAGUACGACAAGUACAUGACCUACGGCACCAUCUAUGAGAUCCUGCACCGCAAAUCCUCUCAGGGUGGCGAACGCUGGCAGCGCAAGAGUCUCAGCUCGAUCCUGGAGGGCACUCGGUCCUCGGGCGACGUCAUCUACGACAUUGUCCAGAGGCGGGAGCGCGAGAGGCAGCGUCAGCAACGCAUUCUGGAGGCCACCACCUCGGCCACUGUAUCUGCGAUCAGUCCCCACAAAUACGGAACGAUCUACGACAUUUUGCAGGGCGAGAAACUGGAUGCAAGUCAUGUGAGCAGUAAACCCCAAGACCCCAAGCCACCACAGGUCAAGCCAACGCGAUUCGUGGUCAGCCAGGUGGAGGAGCCCGUUCAGACGGCACCAGCGGAUCAGCCGGAUGCGAGAGUCACGGAUCCGGGUGUCGCAAAGUCCAGCAAGCCGCACAAAAUGCGUCGCCUGUCGCACAUCCUUAACUACAGCCGAAACAGUGGCGAUGAUCAGCUGGAUGCAGCUGGAAAGGAGGAGGCCAAGCAGAAGCGCACCCAGGCCAAGCGGCGGAUCGGGGUAACCAACCUGCUGCUGCCACUGGACUCCGAGGAGCUCUAUACCCGCAUCAUAGCCCAGCAGCGGAGACUGGAAAAGGAGCGUGACCAGGAUCCAGAGGCGGAGAGUGGCAGCGACGCGGAAUUGUGUCCCCGCGUGACCGCGCUGACCAAGUCCAGCUCGCUGGAUGCCAUCUCGCUGUCGGUGGCCAUUUCGCCCGCAUCCUCGCCCUCACCCCCGCGUCCCCGUCGCAGCCUGAAGCAGCAUCGGUGCCUCCAGCAGCGCCAGCCAAUGCCGCUGGUCAAGAAGCACUCCCUGGACAACUGCCUUCAGAUGGUUUCGGCGGCGGCGGCGAUUCCCAGUCGCCAGCCGCUCCGUCGCUGGUCCAACCAGACGCCCCUGAAGUGCACAUGCCACCACCACGCCGCCGCCGAGGAACUUCCGCUGACCGCCAAUGAAAAAUCCCGCUCGCUGCCCACCGCCUGCUCCGCCCCCUGCCCCCAUACGUGUCCAAGCUCAAGUUCAAACGAUCACAGUGGCCCGGCCACAACAAAGUCCUUCGGCAAAUUAACAUCAACAUCGACAACGACGACGGCCAAGAAAGGCAAAUCGCGUCGACUUUCAGAAUUUACGCGCGGUGAAUUUUUAAAUGAAAAAUCUUGGUACUUCCGCAAAAUCAAACGCAUUGAGGCUGAGAAAAAACUUCUACUGCCAGAGAACGAGCACGGUGCAUUUUUAAUUCGAGAUUCCGAGAGCCGUCACAACGACUAUUCGCUAUCAGUGCGCGAUGGCGAUACGGUUAAGCACUAUCGCAUCAGACAAUUGGAUGAGGGCGGCUUCUUCAUUGCCAGACGCACGACCUUCAGAACCCUCCAGGAGCUGGUCGAACAUUAUUCCAAGGACUCCGAUGGCCUGUGCGUCAACCUCUGCAAGCCGUGUGUCCAGAUCGAGAAGCCCGUCACCGAGGGACUCUCACAUCGCACUCGCGAUCAGUGGGAGAUCGACAGAACGUCCCUCAAGUUCGUGCGCAAACUGGGCUCUGGACAGUUCGGUGAUGUCUGGGAGGGACUGUGGAACAACACGACACCUGUGGCCAUUAAAACUCUGAAAUCUGGCACAAUGGAUCCCAAGGACUUCCUGGCGGAAGCCCAGAUCAUGAAGAAACUGCGCCACACCAAGCUCAUACAGCUGUAUGCGGUCUGCACUGUGGAGGAGCCCAUCUACAUUAUCACAGAGUUGAUGAAGCACGGUUCACUGCUGGAAUAUCUCCAAGCCAUUGCAGGCAAGGGUCGUAGCCUCAAAAUGCAAACCCUGAUUGACAUGGCGGCGCAAAUAGCUGCUGGCAUGGCCUACCUGGAGUCCCAGAAUUACAUUCACAGAGAUUUGGCGGCACGCAAUGUGCUUGUUGGCGAUGGCAACAUCGUCAAGAUUGCCGACUUUGGCUUGGCCAGGCUCAUCAAGGAGGACGAGUACGAGGCUCGAGUGGGCGCACGCUUCCCCAUCAAAUGGACUGCUCCCGAGGCGGCCAACUACAGCAAAUUCUCAAUCAAAUCGGAUGUCUGGAGCUUCGGUAUUCUACUCACAGAGCUGGUCACAUACGGACGCAUACCAUAUCCAGGCAUGACCAACGCCGAGGUGCUGACGCAAGUGGAGCACGGAUACCGCAUGCCGCAGCCGCCCAACUGCGAGAUGCGCCUGUACGAGAUAAUGCUGGAGUGCUGGCACAAGGACCCGAUGCGCAGACCCACGUUCGAGACGCUCCAGUGGAAGCUGGAGGACUUCUACACAUCCGAUCAGAGCGACUACAAGGAGGCGCAGGCCUACUGAUAAAUGCUUCGCGGGGUCACGGACGCGGCCAGCAGCCGUGACGAGAAGCCAAACAGCUGCAAAUAAUCGCCGGGCAUCCCAAAACGGACAAUUCUUACUAAGUUACUUACAUGAGUUUUGCAUAGAUUUUCUACUGUUCAACCGCACACCCUGGGUGCUCUUGGGUGUGCUCGUCUAGGUGACUCCAUACGAUGAUACGAUUCAUGUUAUUAGCGUUUAAGCUAACAAAUAGUUGCUAAGGUGGAAUGCAAUUUCAAAGGACGUUCCAUUGGGACGUUCGUUUUUGUUGUUUAUUAUGACAAACAUAUUGAUUGUUGGUCGAAUUGAUGCGUUCUGACACCCUUGUCGUACUUUUCGGUUAGCAUAUCACAUGUAUUAUUAUUCAUAUAACGCAUAUAGCAUAUACAUACGCGCAUACACACUUAUAUAUAUAUACGAACACUUAUAUAUAGGAUAUACAAACGUAUAGUCAGAUGUAUGCCGAUGCCCCUCCAUUAUUCAAAUAUGCAAGCACACACACUUACCCACCCUGCCCUAUUUUUCUUUAGUUUAUAGGCCAAUCUGAGAACGAUAUUUGCAGCACACAAAUAUGAACGAAUGUUUCGCUUUUAGUUAAUUCAUUACAUACAUACGUGUCUUACCCAACUCUCACUCAACAUUAUCAACGACAUUAUAUGCUUUAUCACAAAUAGGAAAAGUAAAAAGCAACACAAACGCCAAUCAUCAAGUGCUAGCUAUACGCUAUACGCUACUUUGCCGCGCGCAACAGCAAAAAUCCAUAUGAUUAAUUUUUUUAGACUUUAAUUGUAAUUUGUAACCAUUUAAUAAUAUUCAGCUUAUGAUUAAAACACAUACACAUAUACGAAAACAUGUACAUUUAGAACCAAGAAAAUAAAUUUCUUCAUAAUUUAUAAAUCUAAAA